AUGUGCAUUUUCACGUCAUUAGCGUUUCCCACCGCUGCCACCACCACGCCGUCGCAAGACUCGCCCGCCCCCGGAGCCGGCAGCGCCCCUGGGGAAGCUCCGAACACCGCCUCCGCCCGAUCCUUCGCCGUGUCCAUCAGCGACCUCCUCAGCAACAGUGACGUCAUCAGCACCUCCAGUCAGUCCCGCCCCUCAAGCUUCAAGCCAGAGGCGCUCGGCGAGGAAUCCGCGGAAAGUGUGGGUGCUCCUGAAGGGGAUGGCCAGAGCGUGAGGGAUGCUGCUAGCAUCAGGGAGGCAGAUGCUAUUAGCACAAAGCCUGCCGAUACUACUAGCAUUAAGGGAACAGAUAUUACUAGCAUUGCAGAUGAAGCAGAGGCCGUUUAUGCAGCCACCACUUUGUCUGCAGAUGCUGCAAGCAUGAAGGGAGAUGCUGCUAUCAGUCAAUCUGCAGACGUUGCAAGCAUUAUAGGUGCAGAUACUGCAAGCAUGAGGGGCGACGUUGCUAUCAAUCAAGCUGCAGAUGCUGCCAGCAUGAAGGGAAAUCUUGCAAGCAUUCAAGAUGUAGAUGCUGCAAAAAUUAAAGCUGCAGAUGCUGCAAGCAUUCAAGCUGAAGAUGCGGCAAGUAUUCAAGCUGCAGAUGCUGCAAGCAUCAAUGCUGCAGAUGGUGCAAGUAUCAAUGCAGCAGAUGCUGCAAGCAUUAAAGCAACAGAUGCUACAAGCAUGAAGGAGGAUGCUGCAAGUAUUAAAGCUGAAGAUGCUGCAAGCAUGAAAGGAGAUGCUGCAAGCAUUAAGCCUGAAGAUACUGCAAGCAUUAACGCUACAGACGCUACAAGCAUAAAGGAAGAUGCUGCGAGUAUUAAAGCUGAAGAUGUUGCAAGCAUUAAAGCUGAAGAUGCUGCAGGCAUUAAUGCUGAAGAUGCUGCAAGCAUUAAUGCUGAAGAUGCUGCAAGCAUUAAAGCUACAGAUGCUGCAAGCAUGAAGGAAGAUGUUGCAAGUAUAAAAGCUGAGGAUGUUGCAAGCAUUACAGCUGAAGAUGCUGCAAGCACGAAAGAAGAUGCUGCAAGCAUUAGAGCUACAGAUGCUGCAAGCAUUCAAGCUGCAGAUACUGCAAGCAUUCAAGCUGCAGAUACUGCAAGCAUUCAAGCUGCAGAUGCUGCAAGCAUUCAAGCUGUAGAUGCUGAAAGCAUUAAAGCUGAAGAUGCUGCAAGCAUUCAAGCUGCAGAUACAUGCAGUAUUUGCAUUCAAGAUGCAGAUGCUGCAAGCAUUCAAGCUGAAGAUGCUGCAAGCAUGAAAGGAGAUGCUGCAAGCAUUCAAGCUGCAGAUGCUGCAAGCAUUCAAGCUGCAGAUGCUGCAAGCAUUCAAGCUGCAGAUACUUGCAGUAUCUGCAUUCAAGAUGCAGAUGCUGCAAGCAUUCAAGCUGAAGAUGCUGCAAGCAUGAAAGGAGAUGCUGCAAGCAUUCAAGCUGCAGAUGCUGCAAGCAUUCAAGCUGCAGAUGCUGCAAGCAUUCAAGCAGAAGACGCUGCAAGCAUUCAAGCUGCAGAUGCUGCAAGCAUGAAUGGAGAUGCUGCAAGCAUUCAAGCUGCAGAUGCUGCAAGCAUGAAUGGAGAUGCUGCAAGCAUUCAAGCUACAGAUGCUGCAAGCAUUCAAGCUGCCGAUGCUGCAAGUAUUCAAGCUGCCGAUGCUGCAAGCAUUCAAGCUGAAGAUGCUGCAAGCAUGAAAGGAGAUGCUGCAAGCAUUCAAGCUGCAGAUGCUGCAAGUAUUCAAGCUGCCGAUGCUGCAAGCAUUCAAGCUGAAGAUGCUGCAAGCAUGAAAGGAGAUGCUGCAAGCAUUCAAGCUGAAGACGCUGCAAGCAUUCAAGCUGCAGAUGCUGCAAGCAUUCAAGCUGCAGAUGCUGCAAGCAUUCAAGCUGAAGACGCUGCAAGCAUGAAUGGAGAUGCUGCAAGCAUUCAAGCUGCAGAUGCUGCAAGCAUUCAAGCUGCCGAUGCUGCAAGCAUUCAAGCUGCCGAUGCUGCAAGCAUUAAAGGAGAUGCUGCUAGUGUUAGAGAUACAGAUGCUGUCAGCCUUAAGAGCGAGGGAGCUGCUGCUGUGCAGGAAACAGGUGCCUCUGGCGAGACUGCAACGGACAUUGCUAGCAUGGAAGGGGCAGAUGCCGCUAGCCUGAAUAACGUUACUAAUUCUGAGGGACCAGAUGCUACUAGUGCUAAGAGCGUACAGGUUCUGGGUUCUGAGCCCGCUGACUUUGCUGCUGACGCCCUGCAGGGAACGGAAGCGGAGAGUGCCAGUGUUAAGGGCGAUAGUGCCAGUGUAAAAGAGGGAGAUAGUGUCAGUGUUAAGGGAGAUAGUGUCAGUGUAAAUGAGGGAGAUAGUGUCAGUGUUAAUGAGGUAAAUAGUGUCAGUGUAAAGGGAGAUAAUGUCAGUGUUAAGGGAGAUAGUGUCAGUGUUAUGGGCGAUAGUAUCAGUGUAAAAGAGAGAGAUAGUGUCAGUGUUAAGGGAGAUAGUGUCAGUGUAAAAGAGGGAGAUAGUGUCAGUGUUAUGGGAGAUAGUGUCAGUGUUAAGGGAGAUAGUGUCAGUGUUAAGGGAGAUAGCGUAAGUGUAAAAGGAGCAGACAGUAUUAGUAUCAAAGGAGACAGUGUUAGUGUUAAAGGGAUAGAUGGCGUUAGUGUCAAAGGAGUAGAUAUUAUCAGUGUUACAGCCGACAACAUCAGUGUUAAAGGAGACAGUGUCAGCAUCAAAGGCGCAGAUGGUGUCAGUCUUAUACUAGGAGACAGUGUCAGUAUCAAAGGUCUGGAAAGAUUCAGUGUAAAGGAAGUUGAUAUUUCGAGUAUCAAAGAAAACGGAGAGUCGGAGGAAGACUGGCAUAACUUCAGCUCCACCAUGGCGGCACACACCAUUCUCACGUCGCACUCGUACCCUCGCAUAACCCUACCACGACAGCGAGAUUAUUACCGCCACUACGAUGAAAGUUUAAACCCUGAGUGUCUUACAUCGAUUAGACAGUCUGAGUCGACUGAGAGGCGCGACCCGGCGGGAACUCAGGACCUUGCGACUGCAAAUCCAACGAUUGGUGCCGCCAACUACACCGGGGGUUGCGACCUGAGAUUCAAAAAUUCAAACCCAGGCAUAUGUACAUGCGAGAGAGAGGCGUUUAAGAGACAAGUGAAGAGGUCAGAGCAAUAUUCUAAGCCAGGGGUCCCUAAGCCAGGGGUUCCUAUCCUGGGGCCCGAGUACGGCGUGGGUUUGGCUGCCCCUUGGAAGAGCGACUGGCCGAGGAGACGAGACACAAGCAGGCGUUACUUUCACCGUCCGUCUUGUAAUGGAAGAAAAGCGCCACGCAAGGAAAUACCAAGAACUGAACGUUUUUUUAAGCGUGCCAUUACUCGCAAAUUCCUUUCCAAUAUCUUCUGCACUAACUUAUAUCUUUAUAUCUUCUCUCCAUUACUGCUCACGAUCGUUAUCACAUUCAAAUAUCAGUCAAAAGCACAAGAGGUUUUGCUGCCCUGUCACGGGGAACUGUUCCAGAACCACGCCCCUACCCGACCCCCUGCUCCCCUCCUGGCCCCAGGCUGUGCCUUACCUGAGGCUGCAAGAUCAUUAGUUGUUGCAACAGGCGCUCAGAUGAUCAAGCAGUUUUAUUGA
Molecule: messenger RNA, 3636 nt
Organism: Penaeus chinensis
Lineage: Eukaryota; Metazoa; Arthropoda; Malacostraca; Decapoda; Penaeidae
Product: treacle protein-like
Exons: 11
Coding region: 1-3636 (1211 amino acids)
Source: RefSeq, a predicted model, not a curated record